AACACAGUUCCUAGUUCCUGACCCCGGUCUUAUGUGUGCACCUGUGUGAACGUGCACACAUUCUGAGGAAGUUCCCAUGUUACCAGGGACCACAUCAACAGUGGAACAAAACAUAGCAGUGGUCCUGAAUCAACUCUGCACAGCUAGAACUGUCAGCACAACUUGAGCAGCACAGGCUUCCUGCCCCCGGCACCCGAACAUCUUUCAGUUUAAUUUUGGUGUCAUAAUCGCAUACUGCAACAAGCAGUGCAGACAGACAGACACUGUGGCUUUUGAAGAUGUUGCGAUUGCUGUUUCUGUGUCUGAUGUUGACUCUCCAAGGAUCUGCUGAUACAUUUACUUCAGAGCAGAGGGAAGGAUCAGCAGAUGAACUAGAUGAUGAUGAUGACGAUGGGACAAGACAAGAGACUAUAAUAAACAAUAUGACAAGUGAAGAGCCUGAAAUAAUCUCAAAAUAUAAUGAUUUAAAUAUGGAUGCAGACAAGGCAACAGGAGAAACAGAAGAUGGAGUGACUAUUAUUGUCAUUGUGGCAGCUGUGAGUGUGGUGGCAAUAAUUGCCACAGUGAUUGUAGUCAUAGUGUUUAUGCGGCGCCGAAUGCACAACCGACAACAGGGAAUCUACACAGUGCCUGCAGAACAGGGAUUGAAAGGAGCGGUCUAGCCACAUGAUAGUGUUGCUGUCCCAUUGGAACCCUGCCCAGGAGAACCAAUGAACAGAGCUCUACACCAUCAUGUCCUCUGGCUUAGGAAGAUAAACACUGCAAACAAGUCUGCCCUUACUAAACCACUUCCUCCUCUCCUAUCUGGGACUGUCUGUUAAUGUGUCACGGGCCAGUCCCUUCACAAAGCGAGUGUAACUCUAUUCUGUCUUGUUUUUGUAUUUCUGCCACAGACAGUCCAAAGUAUGUGUGCACGUUUAUGCUUGGGACAUGUAGCAAUAUCUCUAACACUGUUCAUUAGAUUGUAUUGAGAAACCAUGAAGCCAAUGAACGCAACCAAAUGUAACCAUUAAAUCUGCCCAAAAGCAUAUUUUUAAGAGCAGAUAUCCUGCUAAAAACUAUUUUAAUUUCUUUGUGACGUUUUUUUUUUUGAACCGUCGUGUUUAAAUGAGAGAAAUAUGUUUAAUCCACCUUAAAACCACCCAAAACCCAAAAUUUCCCAUUCACCUUUUUGACAACUCAGCCCCAUGGUGAUAACAGCCAAUCUUUGGAAAAAAAAAAGAUAUAUGGAAAAAAACAGUUUGGUUUUUCUGAACACCCACUUGUGAGGCAUAUAAUUAAUAGACAUCUGUGCCUGAUUGUUCUUUUCUCUUAAACCCUUCAACACAAUUUCUCUUUUUCUGUUUUAAUCACCGCGGUCCAAACAACCAACACGUCACAAAUUGUAAAAGCUCUUGGCUGGAUGAGGAUAGGCAGAUGAGUAUUUUGGUGCCUGGAAGGAAAUGUAAGGGGUUGAAAUCGAGAGAAUCAAGUGCAUGGGUGGGGGAGGACUGGGGAAAUACCCACCAUGUUUCAUUUAUAUAGGGUCAUUCCAUAUUCACUUUCUCUCCCUCUCAUUCUUUUCAGUAAAAUGGAAUUAUAUUGUGCUCCGUAGAUACACAUUUUUGGGCCAUGGUGCAAACUGGCUUAUGUCUGACUCUGCAUAACAGUAAAAGGAAGUUGUUUUGACAGGGGUCAGAUGACUGAGGAAGGUGGACAUGAUCUGCUUUAGCAUGACUGAGGUUGUGAGAAUUACACCAAAGCCCACAGCCGCUUUAGUGUGAUGUUAGUGCAGGAAUCACUGGGUCUGUCAAAACAGCAUGCCCACUGUCUUCCUCCACUCAACCUCACUGCUGUAAUGUCAUCAGCGGGGGGUGGGCUUGGCUGGGUUCCAGGCAGUACAAAGACAACUUUGUCUUAUUAGAGCCUCUAUCUGACUUUGGCUUACCUGGUUCACUCAAAAAUAAUUUCCCCACUCUGUUUAAGUUUGUGAAUUAGGAUUUUUUGUGAAUUAGUAGCUGUUGUUACUAAUUGUUAGAUACAUGUUCUAACUGCAAAGGGUGUCGUAUGUGUGUGUGUUUGGAGUCUGCAGGUAUUUGGGUUUGGGGUGAUUGUGUAAAAAUGGUUUGACUUAAGAUAAUUAGUCCGGCAGGCCUUUAUAAAAGAAUAUAAAUACAUUACUCAUUUUAUUUGGUAUUCUGUGUACUUUCUCUCCUGAAAACAACUUAUAUCUACAAAUCAGAUAUGCUGGUCACAGGGCUGUGAGUAGUCUAUCACUAUUAAAUAGGAUUUCUGUAUAAACCAUUUUGUUUCUGCAAUCUAAAGUACUCUAUGAAAAACAUUAAUGGGAGUGUUUUGAAUCAGCCAUAAACCAAACAAUGGCAAACAAACAAAACAAAAGCAGUUGUCCUCUGUUUUUCAGCCAUGCAUUGCCUUGGAUGUUAAAAUAUUGGAGGGAAACUAUUGUAAUUUUUCAAGGCCUAUUUCUAUCCAAUCUUUUUUUUUUUUAUCAAGAGAAAGUAUUACUGAGUUCAGCCAAUCCCUGAUGCUGUCAGCCACUCUCCAUGGUCCAUUGCCUUUUACAAGUCAUUGUACACAAACAAAUUGGAAAAAAAUAUAUUUGGUGAGGGGUUUAGAUUCAUGUAUUUUUUAAUAGCCUACAAUGUUACAGAAUUGUGCGUUAUGUCUUUUGAAAAUAUAAAAAAAUAAUGUAUAGUACAUAUGAACAAGCUAAAUUUGCGUUUGAUCAUUUUCAGGGAUAAGAUUUCCUAUGCACAGCAAUACUUCACACAAAUGUGUAUAACUUUUAGAAAAGAUUUAAGCGGCUUUGUUUAUUGUGUUGUGUUUUUAUGAGAUGUCAGUGUAACCUCAAUAUUGAAAUUAUAUUUUUGUUAUAUUUUGUAACCACAUGCUGUCAUUUUAAUCAUUGGUCUGAAUCAUUAACAGAUUGUGACAUGCGGUAGUAACAUUUUUCAAUAAAUUUGUAAUGACA
This is a messenger RNA of Esox lucius (northern pike), 2971 nucleotides long. RefSeq lists its product as uncharacterized. Bases 279 to 662 code for a protein of 127 amino acids. The transcript is spliced from 9 exons. The record is from RefSeq and is a predicted model, not a curated record. Lineage: Eukaryota; Metazoa; Chordata; Actinopteri; Esociformes; Esocidae.